AUUAGGUUGAGGCACGGGCGCAAUGAGGGACCCGACUAGAUAUCCGUAGUCUUGGUCUGAUUGCGUUCCCGGACGAGAGCCAUUAGAAAUUAGUAUGCGAGUCUUCGAUUAGAAGCACCUGGUCUCAUUCAGCCGGGCCUCCCGACCCUUGCCUCGUCCGAUGGUGGAAUUGUCCUGAAGAGCAACUCUAACUUGUACCUCUUCCUUCAUCAACCCCAUCAGCCUUCUUCUCUUCCCUCCAGUCGCCCCCGCGCGGGCGAGAGCCGCAUAACCAUGCCAUACAUCGACUUCGUGGCCAAGGACGAUCGCCUUUCGUUAUGGUACACCACUAAUACUCGCAAUGGCGCAGUCGGCGACUUCGACCCAGAAAAGCCUGUUGUUGUCAUGCUGCACCCUCUUUUCCUGGACUCCACUUGGCUUAUUAACCAGUUCGAAGACCCUCGACUCACCGAACGUUACAACUUGCUCGCUGUCGACUUGCGCUGCUCGGGCCGGAGCCAUGCUCGUCCGAGCCCCGCACACGACACCUGGGUUGACGCCGCGGACCUGGCCUUAGCGCUCAUGGCUCUGGGACUUCCACCGGCCCACAUCCUGGCCAUUGAGAAUAUUUCGGUGAAUGCGGCCCUUCGGUUAGCAGCCUUGUUUCCGGAGUUGUGCCAAAGCCUGACGCUGGUCAAUGUUCCUCCGCCUACCGAGCUUGAAUGGGUGUUUGAAACGUAUGGUGAACUCCUCAGCUUAUGGUGUCAUCCUCAAGACCUGGAUGAAUACGAACAUGCAUUGCUGGAAAUGACUACAUACUUCUUAGAGAAGGAUCCAUCCGCAGAUCUCAAGGACGAGCUCAUUGCCUACUGGACAUCACAAUAUCCUCCAUGGCGACGUUCUCGGGUCUACGAAUUGUUUCACUGUGUCCUCAACCGAACGCCAUUAUCGGAGACCGUCCUUGCAUGUAUCACGCAACCAACCUUGAUUAUCCAGUCCGACAAAACGGAUAUCAACCCAAUCAAGUAUGCAGAUAGAUUAGCAUCAUACUUGGUGAAUGUUGAGGGGAAGGCUCGGGUUCACACUAUUAAAGGCUCACCCGAAUACGUGACGGUGGUCCCUACUUGUGCUACGAUUGUGAACCGUGUCUUCGCCGAGUUUCUCUCACGACAACCGAGACCACAUAGCCCGAUCAGAUUGAACAGUGUCACUGCCGCGGAUAGACGUGCGCGGCUACAAGAGGCGCUGAUAAAACUUGCAGACCUCGUGGAUGAUACAUCUAUCGCUGUGCGAGAUCCGAUGAGCUCGCUCAGUUUUUCGUGUGUCAGUCCGGAGGUGCUGCAAAAUCAGCACGAUGUCCUUCGAAGGCAAAUGUUAGAUGAACACUUGGCAUUCUCGCCACUUGGGAUGGACGGACGACCAUGUCGGAGAUUCUCUGAACGUUACAAUGAUCACUGGUUCCAGGCCGAAAAGGAUGAGGACCACUAUAAGCCGAUGCAUCUCAACAAGGAAGAAAAACUCAAGGCAUUGGAGAAUCUCGUCACGCAGACAGAGAAUCAGUCACAUACAUCCGGCAAGGACGGCGGAUACCUCUCUGCGCAGGAACCUGUCUCGAGCGAGAUUGCACGCACCGGCCGCCUGCGACGUUCAACUAUUUCAAAACACGUCGUCGAGAAGGCAACAAUUGGCGGCUCUGGCGGAGGCUUCGCACCCACGAUUAUUUCGAAUACCCUCCAUAUGAGCAAGCUACGGUUCUAGUCCCUGUGGAUUCUGAGGCCUGUUUACUUAUAUCUCGGAGGCUUUGCCUGCAUCAGGGUCUGUUUUCCUUUCGCUAUGGCGUCCGCAGCAUGCUUUGUCCUUCGUGUUUUGCUCAAUACCUUUAAUCCUUCCUGCCCACUUCAUCAGGCACCUCCAACUAACCUUUCUCACACACGCCAGGUGUCGUCUGUUUAUGUGACAUUGGGCCUUGUUCACUUAUUCAUUUUAUCUGCUUGCUACCUGUAUCCUCUUUUUUCCUCGUCUUUCCCGGAACUUUCUCCUCUACACUCCCUAUUUUAUAGCAGAACGAUACCACUUCUCUUAUCUUCCUCGCUAUGGGACGCUGGUCCGAAAGCUUCCUUGCCUACAACGGUCGUAUAUUCUUCUUACACCUCGCACUAUUCGAUCACACAUCUCUGCCCCCGCUCACCCGACUUAUUCACGACAUCAGGCCUAGGCUAUGGCCAUUCGACGACUUAUGUUGUUUCUCAGGUUU
Molecule: messenger RNA, 2233 nt
Organism: Fomitiporia mediterranea MF3/22
Lineage: Eukaryota; Fungi; Basidiomycota; Agaricomycetes; Hymenochaetales; Hymenochaetaceae
Product: alpha/beta-hydrolase
Exons: 11
Coding region: 274-1737 (487 amino acids)
Source: RefSeq, a predicted model, not a curated record